Tarenaya hassleriana is the source of this 712-nucleotide messenger RNA. RefSeq lists its product as uncharacterized. NCBI's taxonomy places the organism in Eukaryota, Viridiplantae, Streptophyta, Magnoliopsida, Brassicales, Cleomaceae. The transcript has a single exon. Gene Ontology annotation, biological process: response to desiccation. The record is from RefSeq and is a predicted model, not a curated record. The coding region runs from base 27 to 581 and encodes 184 amino acids. Gene Ontology annotation, cellular component: plasma membrane.
GGAUUUGGAUAGGAAUCAUAUCAACGAUGGGCAAAAAGGCAAAAUGGAGUUGGACAUCUGCCUUCGUCGGAGCUUCUGCGGCGGUGGCGGCGUCAGCUCUCAUCGGAGCGAAGCCGAAGGACCCGACGUUCCACCUGAUCUCCAUAGACCUGACCUCACUGAAGCUAAACCUCCCGGCCCUAGACGCCGAGUUAAUCCUGACCGUACACGUCACCAACCCCAACAUCGCAGCCAUCCACUACUCCUCCACGGAGAUGUCGAUCCUCUACGACGGAGCACUCCUCGGCUCGGCCGAGGUCAAGGCGGGAAAGCAACCGGCUCGGUCGUGUCAGCUCCUCCGGCUACCGGCUCGGCUGAGCGGCAUGGAGCUCGCUAGCCACGCGCGGAGGUUCUUCGCCGACGUGGGGAGGAGGGAGAUGGAGCUGCAGGCGAAGCUGGAUAUCGAAGGUGCGGCCAAGGUUCUGUGGUGGGAUCACAGGUUUAGGGUACACGUGGACAGCGCCGUGACCGUUGAUCCUGUUUUCCUCGACGUGAUAGAUCAGGAGAACAAGUCUCACAUGGAUCUGUUCCUCGCUUCUUAGGAUUUUAAUGUCUCUUAUCCGGCAUCGUCAUUAAUCUUUUAGGAGUUAUAUUAUCUACAAAAAUGAGUGAUAAUUAGAUGCAUGUGUAAUUUAUAAAUUAAUUAAAUCCCAAAACUUCGAACUUUUCUUGU